This is a messenger RNA of Galeopterus variegatus (Sunda flying lemur), 1775 nucleotides long. It is a transcript of the gene ACAD8, whose product is annotated as acyl-CoA dehydrogenase family, member 8. Lineage: Eukaryota; Metazoa; Chordata; Mammalia; Dermoptera; Cynocephalidae. The record is from RefSeq and is a predicted model, not a curated record. The transcript is spliced from 10 exons. Gene Ontology annotation, molecular function: acyl-CoA dehydrogenase activity; flavin adenine dinucleotide binding. The coding region runs from base 63 to 1190 and encodes 375 amino acids. Gene Ontology annotation, biological process: lipid metabolic process.
UGGGACUAAAUGAAGAGCAAAAAGAAUUUCAGAAAGUGGCCUUCGAUUUUGCUGCCCGAGAGAUGGCUCCAAAUAUGGCAGAGUGGGACCAAAAGGAGCUGUUCCCAGUGAAUGUGAUGCGGAAGGCAGCCCAGCUCGGGUUUGGAGGGGUCUAUGUACGCACAGAUGUGGGUGGGUCUGGACUGUCGCGGCUUGAUACCUCUGUCAUCUUUGAAGCCUUGGCUACAGGCUGCACCAGCACCACAGCCUAUAUAAGCAUCCACAACAUGUGUGCCUGGAUAAUUGAUAGCUUUGGAGAUGAGAAACAGAGGCACAAGUUUUGCCCACCACUCUGUACCAUGGAGAAGUUUGCUUCCUACUGCCUCACUGAACCAGGAAGUGGGAGUGAUGCUGCAUCCCUUUUGACCUCAGCUAAACGACAAGGAGAUCAUUACAUCCUCAAUGGCUCCAAGGCCUUCAUCAGUGGUGGUGGUGAAUCAGACAUCUACGUGGUCAUGUGCAGGACGGGAGGACCAGGCCCCAAAGGCAUCUCAUGCAUAGUUGUGGAGAAGGGGACCCCUGGCCUCAGUUUUGGCAAGAAGGAGAAAAAAGUGGGGUGGAACUCCCAGCCAACCCGAGCCGUGAUCUUCGAAGACUGUGCUGUCCCUGUGGCUAACAGAAUUGGGAGCGAGGGGCAGGGCUUCCUCAUCGCCAUGAAAGGACUGAACGGAGGGAGGAUCAACAUUGCUUCCUGCUCUCUGGGGGCUGCUCAUGCCUCGGUCAUCCUCACCCGAGACCACCUCAGCGUCCGCAAGCAGUUUGGAGAGCCUCUGGCCAGUAACCAGUACCUGCAAUUCAAACUGGCUGAUAUGGCAACAAGACUGGUGGCCUCGCGGCUGAUGAUCCGCAGUGCAGCAGUGGCUCUGCAGGAGGAACGGCAAGAUGCAGUGGCCCUCUGCUCCAUGGCCAAGCUCUUUGCUACAGAUGAAUGCUUUGCUAUCUGCAACCAGGCUUUACAGAUGCAUGGAGGCUACGGCUACUUGAAGGAUUAUGCUGUUCAGCAGUAUAUGCGGGACUCCAGGGUCCACCAGAUUCUAGAAGGUGGGACCUGCACUCUGCAUGUUGGCAGCAGCAUCGGCUAUCAGACUCGAGCAGAGUCCUUGGAAGAACUGGAAGAGCUGCCUGAUGAGAAAUGUCAAAGAAGACCUUGAUUUCCCUAAUGCCAGGAAGGUGACCAGUGAAGACCACCUUCAAAACAAAGUCCUUUUUGUGACCAGCUUUGUCUUGAUUUGUGUGCGUUUUGCUGGUUCACUGGAUCCCUCUUCUAGCGGCCUGGGUCCUUCCACUGGAGGAAAAGUGCCCUCCUGUCUGUCCCUGUUCUCUGCGCCACAGCUAGAGAUGCAGAAGUUGUCUCUGGACAGCCUCCUCUGUGCAUAAAUCAUAAUGAGAUGAAUAUUUGGGAAACUACUUGUGAGCUGUGAUUUGGGUGCAUUUCCACUUCUGGAGUGCCUGAAUGUCAAGGGCUGAGAUAAUUCAGAAUUUUGAAUAUUUGUUGUUGGGUUUUUUGUUUGUUUUUUAGAAGCCUAUGUAUCCAGGGAUUCUAUAACCCUUCCUGAUAAGUACUUUUAGUAUAUUUUUUUUCUGAGUUUUUGUUUUCUUUUUUGAAGUUGGAACUCUUUAAAUAUUUUUAAUCACUACAUUGAUAAAUAAAAUUUACCCCUUUCCGUACUGUCUCUGGUUCUACUAAAGUUGGUUUUCAUUAUAUCUUUUUAGCUAAGUCUUUAUAAUUGUUUUUA